This is a messenger RNA of Tachyglossus aculeatus (Australian echidna), 4068 nucleotides long. RefSeq names its product coiled-coil domain containing 40 (gene CCDC40). The record is from RefSeq and is a predicted model, not a curated record. Gene Ontology annotation, biological process: epithelial cilium movement involved in determination of left/right asymmetry; axoneme assembly; heart looping. Gene Ontology annotation, cellular component: cilium; cytoplasm. NCBI's taxonomy places the organism in Eukaryota, Metazoa, Chordata, Mammalia, Monotremata, Tachyglossidae. The coding region runs from base 1 to 3708 and encodes 1235 amino acids. The transcript is spliced from 20 exons.
AUGGCGCAGCCGGCCGAGGACCGCAGCGGGCCUGAGAUGGAAACUGGAUCAAUUUCUGAGGAAGAGGAGCCACGGGCCGAAGAUGGAGGGUUGGAGAGAAACGGUGUCAAAAAGGAAGAGGAAGAAGCCAAUUCUAUAGAAGCAGGAGAGGAAGCCAGUCUCAUGCAACCAUCAGGAGAGGACGUCGAUUCAACACAACCACCAGGAGAGGAAGUCGAUUCAACACAACCACCAGCAGAAGAAGUCGAUUCAACACAACCACCGGCAGAAGAAGUCGAUUCAACACAAUCACCGACAGCGGAAGUCGAUUCAACACAACCCCUGGGAGAGGAAGUCGAUUCAACACAACCACCAGAAGAGGAAUUCGAUUCAACACAACCACCGGCAGAGGAAGUCGAUUCAACACAACCACCGGCAGAGGAAGCCGAUUCAACACAACCACUGGGAGAGGAAGUCGAUUCAACACAAGCACCGGCAGAGGAAGUCGAUUUAACACAACCACCGGGAGAGGAAGUCGAUUCAACACAACCACCGGCAGAAGAAGUCGAUUCAACACAACCACCAGAAGAAGAAGUCGAUUCAACACAACCACCAGAAGAAGAAGUCGAUUUAACGCAACCACCAGAAGAGGAAGUCGAUUCAACACAACCAGCAGAAGAGGAAGUCGAUUCAACACAACCACCGGGAGAGGAAGCUGAUCUAACACAACCAGUUGGGGAAGUAUCUGCCCUUCCUCAGCCCCUUAGUCCAUCUACAGUUGACCAAGUCGAGGUGGAUGUUUCCAGAACCACCAGGCCUUCACCUGGUUCGGGAAUCUCAGACGCCCUUUCCUCUGAAAAAGCCAAGGAGAAUGAUUUUUCUCAGAAGCCUCAGGACGGGGAACAACGUGAAUGGACAGGGAGAGGUGUCCUUUCAUCGUCCGAAGCGAGCAGUGAGACGUCUCCUUCAACACUCAGGGCAAAUAUCAUGGAAGAGAUAGGUGACAUCAGUGAAAUUCGGUCACCGAGCUUUUUGGAGGCCUUGAACCAGCUCAUGAGAGACGAGAGAGAUUUCAAGGAGGAGGAGCCGAGCUUGGAGAAGAAUGAGGAGGAGGAGGAGGAAGAAGCCCAGUUGGUGGUGUUGGAUCCGGACCACCCGCUGAUGACCAGAUUCCAAGCCGCUCUGGGAGACUACCUGAGGCGGCAGAUAGACCGGCUACAGGUGGAGCUCCGGGAACUGGUGGCGGCUACGAGGCAAGGGGGAGCGCGGAGGGAAGAGCUGGGCGUGAGCCUGUAUGGAAUCCAGCAGCACCUGGCCCGCCUCCAGAAGGAUCUGGACGGCCAUCGGGACCGCUUCACCGUCGUGGCCUCGCACCGGAGGCGGGCGGAGGAGAGGCUCGCGGAAGUCCGGCUCCUCUACAACCGGACCACGGCCAGGGCCGGCGAGGAGCACCACAGAGUUUCCGCCCUGCAGACGGAGUUGGAGAACCUGUCCCUGCGUCUGUUCUACCUGCAGAACAUGGACCAGGACAUCCGCGAUGACAUCUCCGUCAUGAGGCGGGUGGCCAAGAAAUCCGAGAUGGACCAAGUGCGAGCCCAAGUGGAGAAGAAGAAGCAGGAUCUGUACGUGGACCAGCUGACCAGACAGUCCAACCAGUUGGAAGAACAGAUCGCCCUGUACGAAGCUCAGUUCAUCGCUCAGGCUGAGGACACAAGAGUCAUAAGACAGGCGGUGGCGGAGGCCAGUUUGGAAAUAGAAACGAUCAACCUGGAGAAGAAACAGCUUGUGAAUCAGUGGUCCAGCAGCCUGGUGGGAAUGAAACGCCGAGAUGAGGCCUUCACGGCCGUCCGGGAAGCGCUGAGGUUGUCCCGGUGCCAGGCCAAGUCUGCGGACGCCGAAAUCGAAGGCUUCAAGAAAUCCAUCAUGAAGGAGGAGGAGAGGAACGAGCUGCUGGCCAGGAUCCUGAACCGCUCGGAGACGGACGCGGCCACGAGCCAGAAGUUAAUAGCGCAGUGCCUGGCCAAACAGCAGGCCCUGAAGAACGAAUUCUCCACCUUCAGCCACAUUCUUCACGACACCGAAGGACUCCUCAGCCACACCUACUCGGAUCGCAGCGCCUGCAUGAACGACAUCUCGAUCCUCCAGCAAAGCAUGGAGAAGGAGCUGGGCGCCAAGAAGGAAAUGGAGAACGUCAUCGUGGAGAAACUGCAGGAUCAAAUGACGUCCAGCAAGAUGGCCAAGUAUUUCGCCCAGCUGAAUUCCAAACUCCAGAAGAAAAAGACGGAUCUGGUGACGCACCUGUCCAAAAUCGGAGGGGACAUCGCCCAGGCCACUCUGGGAACGACCCAGACCCGUGGCCGAGUGGCCACGCUGAAGAAGAGGCUGUCGGAGGUGGAGAAGGACACAAAGAGGGUGAACGAGCUCAUCAACAACAGCGAAAACGAAAUCUCCAGGAGCAACCUCCUCAUCGCGCGCAAGCAAGGCAUCAUCAACCUGUACAACAAGAAAGUGGAAGCCAUCGUCUCCCAGCUUGGGGGGGAGGAGCUGGGGCCCCUGGAAAUCGAGAUCAAAAGGCAGACGAAACAAAUGGAAGAGUACAGCUCCGAGGUCCUGGCCCUGCAGAUGUCCUGGCUCCAGCUGCAGGAUGAACUGGUCAAAUUGACCCAGGAGCGGGAGGAUCAGCUGGGCAGCGUGGACCUGUUCAAGAAACAGAUCACCAUCCUGGAGCAAAAGAAACUGCGCACAGAGAAAAAGAUCGACCAGGAGAAGGCCGAGCGGAAAGAUAUAGAGCAUCACAUGAGGUCCCUAGGCACCGCCAUGAAGAAGCUGAACCUGCUCAUCUGCCAGAACAGCAGCAGCUCAGAGGAGCUCCAGCAGGGCAACACCAUAACGGAGAAUGAGUUUGUGCGAUCGCUCAAGGUUUCUGAGAGAGAAGCGCUUGAAAUGCAAGAGAAGCUGAGCCAACUUCAAGACGAAAAGGAGCAGCUGCUCAAUAACCUCGUGGAAGUCGAACAACAGAUUAUGCUGUGGGAGAAGAAAAUCCAGCUGGCAAAGGAGAUGCGGGCAGUGGUGGAUUCGGACACAGGCCAAGGAGAGAUCCGGGGCAUGAAGGCUGAGAUCCAUCGGAUGCAGGUGCGGCACGCCCAGCUGAUGAAGCAGCAGGAGAAAAUGAUCCGAGACAUGGAAGUGGCCGUCGCACGCAGAGAAACCAUCUUGAUCCGGGCCGAAGGUCAGAAGAAAGUCGACAGGAAGCAACUCACGCGGAGCGACUUCCACCACAAACAGCUGGAGCUGAGGAGGAAAAUCAAGGAGACGCAGCAGAACGCCGAGGAGUGCAACCGGACCCUGGUGGAGCUGGAGAAGGCCCAGGAAUCCCUGAAGGGCACCAUCCUGGCGGGGCAAGUAGAGCUGUCCAGCCUGCAGGCCGACUCUGACAUCCUCGAAGCUGACAUCGAUCAUUUCCUCGACCAGAAACGGCAGAACCUCUCCGAAAUCGUCACCCUCCAGCGCCGGCAGAAAUGGUUCCAGGCGGUAAAGGAAGGCCGCUACUCGUUUCGCUACCGGGCCGAGCAAGUCAUCCAGGCCGAGAAGCAGAGGCUGACGGGCCGCAUCAGCAGCGUCAGCAGCAUCGUCGACCACCUGAAACAAGAGUACCCCCAGUACCAAGGGGCCCUGCACCCAGUCAGCGCUGCGCUGGAAAACCAGCCCUGGACACCUGGGUCCCGUUAGCACGCCGCCCCGACCGGUUGAAUCCGUCCGGACCCGCAGGGACGGCAGGAAUUAUCCCUAACCACCGGGCCGCCGCUUCCAAACAUCAACGACGGCUUCGAAGAGAAAUAAACACCAUUUUUUCCCCCCCCCCGCACGGGGAACCGGGCAGGAUUUUUCCAAACCAAACGAUAAAUCAGAUGGCCGUUUGGCUUGGACAUUCCUGUUGCUUGUAGGUGGAAGACGGGAAGCGCCUAUUUUUCCAUUCUCCCCACCGGCGGCGAGAAGAAAUCCCCGGAGUGGACAAAGUAAACUAAAUCAGCCCGGUUUGGGAUGAGAGGAACUAUUUUGACCCUCUUUCUUCUCCCACUGUCCAAAUUC